Messenger RNA from Botrytis byssoidea, 270 nucleotides. RefSeq lists its product as uncharacterized. The transcript has 2 exons. The coding region runs from base 1 to 270 and encodes 89 amino acids. Lineage: Eukaryota; Fungi; Ascomycota; Leotiomycetes; Helotiales; Sclerotiniaceae. The record is from RefSeq and is a predicted model, not a curated record.
AUGCAGCAGAUAGAGUCGGGAGCCGCUUUCAAUGAUAUUGCAUUCCAGCCCCAACUCCCAUUGCGAAAUGACAGUAAGGAACGAAAAGAUUCUGAUGGAGGUACGAGAAUCAAACCUGAUAAGUUGGACAUGAGCGCAACGGGUUUGAUCGACUCUCAAAGUUCCCCGAAAAAGAAGCUAAAUAGCCGCGUUCUCUAUUGCGACAUCCUUGGUUCUGAUGGAACCUUGCCCCUUGGUUGCCGAAAUCAGGAAGGAAACAAAGACAAAUGA